UCUGUCAACGAACGCCACACAUCGACAGUCGGAAAACUCCCUAAAACGAAACAGUCUCAGCUGCUUCUUGACUAAAUCAAACCACGGGAAACAGCUAGCUAGGAAAAUAUUAAUUUGUUUACCAUUCCGCUGUAUGGAUAAGUAAUUUGCUAGCUUUUUGAGCACAAAGUGUAAUCUACAACUAAACAUGGAUUUCAACGUCAAAAGGUUAGCAGCUGACGCCGGUACUUUAUUCAGUCGUGCGGUUCAAUUUACAGAAGAAAAACUUGGGCAAGCUGAGAAGACUGAGUUGGAUGCUCACCUGGAGAACCUUCUGUGCAGAGCAGAAUGCACCAAGCAAAACACAGAGAGAAUCAUGAAGCAGACAGAGGUUCUACUACAACCAAACCCAAAUGUCAGAAUAGAGGAAUUUCUGUACGAGAAACUGGAGAAGAAAGUCCCCACGCGGAUGAACAACCACGAGAUGCUUGGCCAGUCCAUGAUCGAGUCGGGGAGUGAGUUUGGCCCUGGAACGGCCUAUGGAAACGCACUUAUUAAAUGUGGCGAGACGGAGAAGCAGAUUGGAGGAGCGGAGAGAGAGUUCAUCCAGAGCUCAGCCAUCAACUUCCUCACGCCGUUCAGGAACUUUCUAGAAGGAGACUUCAAAACCAUCCUGAAAGAACGGAAGCUUUUGCAGGUGAAGCGUUUGGAUCUGGACGCGGCAAAAACCAGGCUAAAGAAAGCCAGAGUCGCCGACGCUAGAGCAGUGGCAGAGCAGGACCUGAGGAUGACCCAGAGUGAGUUUGACAGACAGGCGGAGAUCACCAGGCUGCUCCUGGAGGGGGUCAGCAGCACCCAUGCACACCACCUCCGCUGUCUGACUGACUUUGUAGAGGCCCAGACUACAUACUAUGCCCAGUCUUACCAGUACAUGGUAGACCUCCAGAAGCAACUGGGGAGCUUCCCGUCUACGUUCUCCUCCAACAACAACCAGUCGUCUAGUAGUUCUGGUGGGGCAAGUAUCUCAGUACCCACCAUCCCCUUGUCUGCCUCCAUGCCCAGCCCCUCUCCUGGCCGGGGCUUGUCAGGCUUCAGUGAGCUCCGGAGCUCCAGCGGCAGCCGCAAAGCCCGCGUUCUCUACGACUACGAUGCUGCCGGCAGCAGUGAACUCUCCCUGCUCGCUGAUGAGGUCAUCAUGGUGAGCAGUGUCCCAGGCAUGGACUCUGAUUGGCUGAUGGGUGAGCGGGGUGCCCAGAAGGGUAAAGUGCCCAUCACCUAUCUGGAGCUGUUGAACUGAUCAGAGCGGAGUGCUGUCUGUAUGUGGGAGAGACUCCAGAGAGUCCAGACUGCGGGGCCAAUAUUCAUAAUGCAUCUCAGAGUAGGUCCUAGGAUCAUUUUUACAGUUUAGAUUAUAACUAUAUGGACAGGUGGGAUAUGAUUACCUGAUCCUAGAUCAGCAGUCAUACUCUGAGACGCUUUGUUAAUACAGGCACCAGGAUCCAGAGGAAAGCAACAAGCAAGCCCAGAGUAGUAGAGCUGGGAGCUCCUAUUUAUACUGUCGACCACGGGAUGGGGUCUGCUCCAUGCUCAUUCUGUCAAUUCAAUUAAUCAGGAGAAUUGUAAGUCAGUUAAAAACAUUGUGAAUUUAAUUUCAGUUCGUCAAAGGAAUUGGAUGGAUUGAAUUGGAACUGACCCUAUCCCUGCCGUGCCAUGUACAGUAUGCAACUAACUAUGUUUAUACAAGCCGCUUCGAUGCCUGUUUUUCUCUCAAUGUAAUCUUAAUUCAAUAUGUGCCAGACUUUCUCCACAACCUUCCAUAUGUACAACCAAACCUUUUGUUUACAAUACAAUUCAGAUGGUGAUCUUAAAGUGCUUUUUGAUGUGAUUUCUUUCUACUCACUGCCAAUUAUAGUCCAGUUUGUAAUAUGGGUGAAAUGCUAGGCAUGUCUUUUUUAAUAUUUUUAACAAGAGAGAAAAGCACUUAAUUUGCAUAGGACGACUGAAAGUUAAGAUUCUUUUAUUUUUAAGUAUUAUUUUGUAGAUCAUAAUCAUAUGAUCAUCUUGAAUUGUAGCUACUGGUUGCCUUUUGACAGUUACACAGUGCCUUAUGUGAAACUGACAGACUUCCUCAGUGGAACCUUAACCAUGACAGAAUCAGGGCUAUAAAGUUCCAGGAAAAUUCCAUUAGAUUACAGUGUGCAGUUAGAAUGGGGAAGGUCUUAAAUUUCAUUAAGGAUUGUCUGGCACGGCUAGGAGAGGCAUGUGCCUCUGAUACUGUCUCAAUCUGACUGAGGUAUCUGGAGAGAUGUAUCGCUCUCUGAUGUAGGGGUGGGUUAAACAGUACAGUUAACCCUGUAAGACCCUGUUAUAAAUGCCAUAACUGUAGCUACCCAGUAAAGUAUUUGUUAAUAAGAAACCAUUUCAAACAAUCCUAUUUCUUAAUAUUGACCCCUAAUCUAUAUUUUAUUUACAUUAUCUGAGAAUUAGGGACCAACAUUUUCACUGUCAGCAACAUUAUUUUAGGAAAGCACAUCGACUUUAGGUAAGCCUUUUUAUUUCAUUCAUUCAGUAGUAGCAACUCUCAAGGAGCCUCAGGUAUUCUCUUACUGCUUCUGAUUUGAUUAUACAAUAUGGUUAAUUAGUCAGUUUAAUAUGGGCUGUCCUCAGUGCUCUGCGGCAUGUGGCUAGGCUUUAUGUUUACUUUGAUGGGCAACAGUGCCUUAAUGGAAAGCAAGAGGUGGUCUUCAUUUUUUCAGUACUUACAUGUAGUGUGUAACCAACCAGAUGCCCCCCCACAACUCCUAUGCACGCACGCACACACACACCAAUGGAGGCUGCUGAGGGGAGAACGGCUCAUAAUGAGGGACGGAAGGUAGCAAAUGGAAUGGCCUCAAACACAUAGAAACCAUGUGUUUGAUGUAUUUGAUACCAUUCCACUGAUACCGCUCCAGUCAUUACCACAAGCCUGUUCUUCCCAAUUAAGGUGCCACCAACCUUCUGUGACACACAAACACAAACAAACUAGUUCAUUGGGGAGGUUAAAUUAUAUAAUGGCUUAUUGCUGCUUAUUGUUUUUUGUUUUUUUACUGUAAUCAUAGAAUUGUAAAGAAUAUAUGCAGUAUGGUAUUAAAGUAAUAACAUUUUG
Molecule: messenger RNA, 3124 nt
Organism: Coregonus clupeaformis (lake whitefish)
Lineage: Eukaryota; Metazoa; Chordata; Actinopteri; Salmoniformes; Salmonidae
Gene: sh3glb1a
Product: SH3-domain GRB2-like endophilin B1a
Exons: 9
Coding region: 188-1276 (362 amino acids)
Biological process (GO): membrane organization
Cellular component (GO): cytoplasm; membrane
Molecular function (GO): protein binding
Source: RefSeq, a predicted model, not a curated record